AUGAGUGUCUAUUCAGCAUCAGUUACUGCUCCAGUUAACAUAGCGACUUUGAAAUAUUGGGGAAAAAGAGACAAAGAAUUAAACUUGCCCACUAAUUCUUCCAUUUCUGUUACUUUGUCACAAAAGGAUUUAAGAACUUUAACCACAGCAUCGGCAUCUUCCACUUUUAAGCAAGAUGAAUUGUAUUUGAAUGGGAAAUUAGAAUCACUUGAAUCUGCAAGAACUCAAGCAUGUCUUGGUGAUUUAAGAAAAUUAAGAUCUGAGUUAGAAUCUCAAGAUGACAAGUUGGAAAAAUUAUCUCAAUUCAAAUUACGUAUUGUUUCUGAAAACAAUUUCCCAACCGCCGCCGGUUUAGCCUCUUCAGCUGCUGGUUUUGCUGCCUUAGUUUAUGCCAUUGCUAAGUUAUAUGAAUUACCUCAAGAUAUGUCUGAAUUAUCCAAGAUUGCUCGUAAGGGUUCUGGUUCUGCUUGUAGAUCCUUGUUUGGUGGAUUUGUUGCUUGGGAAAUGGGUGAUUUGGAGAAUGGUCAAGACUCCAAGGCUGUUGAAGUGGCACCCGUUGAACAUUGGCCAACUUUAAAGGCAGCUAUCUUAGUUGUUAGUGAUGACAAGAAAGAUACCCCAAGUACUUCUGGUAUGCAAGCUACCGUGAAAACUUCAGAUUUAUUCCAACAUAGAAUUAAAGAAGUUGUUCCUCAAAGAUUUGAUGAAAUGAAACAAAGUAUUUUAAACAAGGAUUUCAACAAGUUUGGUGAAUUAACCAUGAGAGAUUCAAACUCUUUCCAUGCUGUUUGUUUAGAUUCUUAUCCUCCAAUUUUCUACCUUAAUGAUACUUCCAAGAAAAUCAUUAAACUUAUUCAUAAGUUGAAUGAAACUGAAGGUGAAAUUAUUGCUGCUUAUACUUUUGAUGCUGGUCCAAAUGCUGUUAUCUACUAUGAUGAAGCAAAUGAAGCUAAAGUUCUUGGUUUAAUUCACACUUAUUUCAACCAAGUUGAUGGUUGGUCCAAAGCUGAUACCUCUAAAUUAUCUAAAUUAGAAAUUGAAGGUACUGACCCUGAAAUCUACAAGGGCGUUUCCAGAAUUAUUUUAACUGAAAUCGGUCAAGGUCCUCAAAUUACAACUGAAUCAUUACAAAUUUAA
This is a messenger RNA of Spathaspora passalidarum NRRL Y-27907, 1137 nucleotides long. RefSeq names its product diphosphomevalonate decarboxylase (gene MVD). The transcript has 2 exons. Gene Ontology annotation, cellular component: cytosol. Gene Ontology annotation, molecular function: ATP binding; diphosphomevalonate decarboxylase activity. The record is from RefSeq and is a predicted model, not a curated record. Gene Ontology annotation, biological process: isopentenyl diphosphate biosynthetic process, mevalonate pathway; isoprenoid biosynthetic process. Lineage: Eukaryota; Fungi; Ascomycota; Pichiomycetes; Serinales; Debaryomycetaceae. Bases 1 to 1137 code for a protein of 378 amino acids.